Molecule: messenger RNA, 986 nt
Organism: Opisthorchis viverrini
Lineage: Eukaryota; Metazoa; Platyhelminthes; Trematoda; Opisthorchiida; Opisthorchiidae
Exons: 9
Source: RefSeq, a predicted model, not a curated record
GCUUUCAAAUAAGUCAUGGCUGUACGGCAGUGAAGCAUUGGUGUUGUGAUGAUGAUGAUGAUGAUGAUGAUGCAAAUGGCUCAGAAUCCAGCUAUUGGGAUAGGAUCAACUCGGAAAAAGAGAAAGCUGCAGCCACGGAAAGACGACAAGCUCAUGAAGAAAGGUUGGCAGCAUGUAGUGGAGAUAUUGAUCCGGUGGUCAACGAAUUUUGGCAAGAAAAAGUUCCUUUUACACCAGAAUCACGCAUAGAGACCCAUGAAUACACACAACUACAGGAAAAGGCAAAGAGCAAGAAAACCGGUGACAACAAGAAGGAUACGUCUAAGCGCAAACCAGUACGUUUGUUCUCAGAUAGUGGGAGGCCUUUUAACAUCAAUGAACCAAAAGUGAACUUUAGUCUGACCGAACAAAAAGUAGACAAUGAAGACUCGUUCUUGCUGGACGUUUCUGUAUACCGGCACAUGGAUACCUCAAUGGUUGAUUGUGACGUACAGCCCACCUACGUCAGGGUCACUAUGAAAGGCAAAAUUCUACAAUUAGCACUUCCAGAAGAGGUAAAACCGGACAAAUCAUAUGCAAAGCGUUCACAAACGACGGGUCACUUGGUUGUGACAAUGCCAAAGGUUGAUCAGGUAAUCCGAUCACAAUGCAUGGCAAAGCAGAACAAGGAUUCCGUCCACAGACAAUCAGCACAACGUGAAGAGACUUCCACAGAAGAUGCAAAAGUUGGCUCCAAGAAAGUAGCAUCCGCCGCCCUGUUAGAAUUGGAAACCGCCAAGCCUUCGGUACCCGCGUGGAAGUCUAUCAUCAAGAAUCCAGCCAGUAAAACUAAUACCUACCGGUCGGCUAGGGAUGCACAAAAACAAAAGCAGCUCCAAGAACGGCCUAAUAGUCCUGACUUUGUUGACUGCCCAGAUGUUCCUCCACUUAUCUAGUAUACGAUAAUAAAUUGUUCUAAAAACUAGCAUAUUGCUUUUCAUCUUGAC